UGUAAGGACAGAUGGUGUCUUUUUUGUAAACGACUAGGGUGUCAUUAAUUCGACACUUUUGAACUCGUUCAAAGUGUAGGCAAUAUUACAGCUCUUGUUCUGGGGGAUGGGUUCGAUUUGUUUCUUUCGACAAACGUCGUCGUUGACAAAUGUAGACAGGUCAAAGUUGGAGUUCGGUGAGAAAUAGCGAUGCUAUCAUUAUAGGAAACUGAUAUAACGCAGACAUCCGGAAACGCAUCCACGCGCCACGGUUUUCUAGCAUGAUGUCAAUAUGCUUUAACAAUACAAAGGAUUCAUUCAAGGACCUCGAUUGAGAUGCCGUAUAUGCGCGUUUGUCAUGGGUGCGUCGACGCGGUUAAUUUGCUCUGCUCCAUACGGUUUUGGACUGUGUUUAUGGAAUGAUCCAAUCUGGAAUGAUUAAAUAGCCUGCAUUGAUACAUAUUCCGACAAUAUGGCUGAUCAGAGUAACAUCCAGUCUGCUGCUUCCAAAAGCAUCCGGCCAUUCAAGUCCAGCGAGGAAUACCUGUAUGCCAUGAAAGAGGACUUGGCCGAGUGGUUUAACACGCUGUAUGAACUGGAUAUAACGGCGGACACCUUUAUGGAAGGGCUGGAGACUGGCUGUGCCCUCUGUCGGCAUGCCAACAACGUGAAUCGCGCAGCGCUGGACUUUCAACUGGAGUACCCAGAGGCUGCACAGUCAUUGAGGAUGCCAACCAAGGAUGUGGUCUUUCAGUCAAGAAACGUGGUUCCUGGCUCGUUUUUGGCUCGGGACAACGUGUCGAAUUUCAUCGGCUGGUGUCGUCAGGAACUGUGGAUCAAGGAUGUUCUCAUGUUCGAGACCAACGACAUAGUGGAGAAAUGCAACGAGAAGAACUUUGUGCUGUGCCUGCUGGAGGUGGCGAGGCGUGGCGCCAAGUUCGGCAUGCUGGCCCCGAUGCUGAUCCAGCUGGAGGAGGAGAUCGAGGAGGAGAUCCGGGACCAGGAGAACCUGGGGGAGCCCAGCCCAAGCCUGCUUCCAAUAAGCAGGGCUUUCGUUCGGAAAGAGAGUGUGGUGGAUGAACCCGAGCCUGCCCCCUAUGCACAUUGGCAACAGAAACAGAGGGUGCUGUGUGACAUGAGAAACUUAGAUGAGUUGGUGCGGGAGAUCCUGGGCCGCUGCUCCUGCCCUGCCCAGUUCCCCAUGACCAAGGUGUCUGAAGGGAAAUACAAAGUGGGAGACUCCAGCGCUCUGAUCUUCAUACGGGUCCUUCGUACUCAUGUGAUGGUGCGUGUGGGUGGGGGAUGGGACACAUUAGAACACUAUCUGGACAAGCAUGACCCCUGCCGCUGUGCCGCCUUCGCUCACCGGUACCACCAGGCCAAAGCCAGCGGGCAGGGUGCCCACAGCAAGUCCUCCAGUGCCCACUCCUCCCGCUCCACCAGCCCAGGUCCACACUGGCGUAACGAGGGCAUUGCCCCAUAUAAGCCCCCUGACAGACGCACCCAGGGCCUGGAGCUUCCAUCAUGUACCCCCUCCUCCUCCACCCGGCCUGGCCGCUCCCACCACCCCUCCCUCCCUACAGAGCUCGACUCAAACGCAGGACGCACCCCCCUGUUACCACGACCACCGCGGGAACGCUCAGAACCCCGCCACUUCAACCCUGUCAGGUCUAAGGACUCGUCAUUGUUGCCAGUGACCCGCCGUCUAUCAGGGGACAGCGACUCCUCUACAGCCUCCUCUAAGGGAGGAGGAGGGACAGGGGGAGGCCGCUUCUCUCUGGGGGGCACCCGUCGCUCCGGAGAGGAGGUGGUGCUGUUGGUUAACAGGAAGGAGGGGAAGCAUAUAAUCGAGAGGCCUGGAGAAGGUGGACAGGGCCCAUCCCUGUGCCCCCCAAUGCCCCGCACACGCAGCCACUCCCGGGAUCGCCUUGCCCCCGCCUCCAUCCUCAAACCCAGCCCCCCACAGGGCCCCUCUGACGGGCUCAGGAGCAGCCAUGGGGAGAGGGGCCGCUCUCUCGGGCCCGAAAGUUCCCGCAGGCUCCAGACCCUGCGCUCCCACAGCCAGGGGAAGAUGCCCAGCCGGAGUCGGACCAGCGAUGCCAGCCCUGGACCCUCUCCACGUCAUGGGGGCUCACAGCCCCCAUCCUCUGACAGACGAGAGGAGCUCAGGACCAAACAACUGCCCCCCGCUUCCCCCAGAAUCAAUGGAGGUUUCUCCAGGAGACAAUCAUCCUCCUGCUCUAAUUCACCUAUCAAAGGGCUUCAGAGCAGCAGCCUCAGUAAGAAGACUAUAGUGGCUCCCCGGCCCCCCGCUCCACGCUCCCCCUCGGUGGGGAGGAGUAGGCUGCUGCCCACAGUCACCCAGGCAGGCCGGCGCUCUCCUCACUCCUCCUCCCCCCGCUCCCCUCACCACCAUGGGCAUGGACCCCGCUCCCCUCGAACCUCCCACGGCCCUCGCUCCAAUGGGCAUGGCCACAGGGGGUCGGCCAGCUCUGAGCGACAGGAACCUGAGGAGGUGGGGCCAGGCUAUUACUUUCAGAUCCUGCCCAACCUGGACCCCCAGAAAGAGCAGGACCUGUACCGCAGCUUUGAGGCUGAGUUCCUAGCUAACACAGGGCAGCGCAGAGGGUGGCCUAGUAGACCCACAGGGGGGGGCUUCAGCUUCCUGCCUCUUCACACCCACAGCAGGGGGUUGGGCCCCAAACCCUUCCCACGUCUGCCUCUGCUGACCCUAACGUCACUGACUCGGCCUACUCCUCCUCCAACUCCUCCAACUCCUCACUCAACGUGGGGGGUAAGGUAGGAGUUCUGCCUGAC
Molecule: messenger RNA, 2796 nt
Organism: Oncorhynchus gorbuscha (pink salmon)
Lineage: Eukaryota; Metazoa; Chordata; Actinopteri; Salmoniformes; Salmonidae
Product: GAS2-like protein 1
Exons: 6
Coding region: 452-2782 (776 amino acids)
Biological process (GO): protein localization to microtubule plus-end; microtubule bundle formation; actin crosslink formation
Cellular component (GO): stress fiber; actin filament; cytoplasm
Molecular function (GO): actin filament binding; microtubule binding; cytoskeletal adaptor activity
Source: RefSeq, a predicted model, not a curated record